ACACAGAAAUCUAUGAUAAACAUUAUUGACCGGUUGAUCAGUGUCAAUCAAAAAUUGAACAUAAGUGCGGAUUCUUACUCGAAAGAUUUUUUGAGUUACUUCAUUGUCAUCACUAACUUCUUAGUUUCACUUGUGAAGAUUCUGUUAGAGCUGCCAAAUUCUUCCAUAAGAACCGUUCUGUCCACAAAUUUUGCUAAUGUUGUCUGCAGUUGGAUAAUUGUUCAAUUCACUCUGCUUUUGGGCAUUGUCGGCAAGCAGAUCAAGGCGGUCAAUUUAUCUAUUAAGAAAAUGAACGAUAUCAGGAGUGAUCUUGCUCAAAUUCCUGCAUUGAGGGUCAAUAGAUUGUUAGAGGAUGAAUCCGCUUGUCGAGACAUCAAUAAUAUCAAGAGAAUUUACAUUGAAUUGUCGGAAAUUUCUGGAGAAAUAAACAAUCUGUAUGGACUAACUGUUUUGAUUUCUCUACUGCUCUUUGGAUUCGAUGCUAUUGUCAGUUUACACAUUAUUUUCAUACUGCCUCCUCCAAAAGCAUUUAGUCUUUUUCUUUUCCACAUUGCGACAGGAUUGAUUGCUCCUUGGGGAAUUUUUUUGUUUUUGGUGCUAACUUCUGCAGUUUCCAAAACUACCGAUCUGAGUAAAAAAACAGGGCAAAUUAUUAGCUUACUGUCAAAUCGACGUCCGAUAAAUCCGAAAUUCAAGGAACAGCUGUAUAAAUUUUCCAAUGAUCUUUCGCAUUUUAAAGUAGAGUUUUCUGCUUAUGGAGCCUUGCCAUUGGAUCGAGAUUUCUUAGGAAUUGCUGCUGGAACUAUUGCAACGUUUCUAACCAUAAUUAUUCAAGGAGCAGAUGUUAAUUGAACUCCACUUGUUAGUGUAAAUGAAUAUAGAUCAUAGUAAGUAUUCUUAUUU
Messenger RNA from Cotesia glomerata, 903 nucleotides. RefSeq lists its product as uncharacterized. The coding region runs from base 13 to 852 and encodes 279 amino acids. Gene Ontology annotation, biological process: sensory perception of taste. The record is from RefSeq and is a predicted model, not a curated record. The transcript is spliced from 4 exons. Gene Ontology annotation, cellular component: membrane. NCBI's taxonomy places the organism in Eukaryota, Metazoa, Arthropoda, Insecta, Hymenoptera, Braconidae.